AUGCCCUCUUUCAAGACCGUCUUCGCUUCGGCUGCCCUGGCCUGCCUCGCCAGCGCCGAGACCAUCAAGGUCACCGCCUCCAGCGACAACAAGUUCGAGCCCGAUGAGAUCAAGGCUGAGAAGGGUGAUAUUAUUGAAUUCCACUUCGAGCCCAAGAACCACAGUGUCGUCGCUGGUGACUACCGCUACCCUUGCUCUCCUCUCGAUAUCGGCACUGGUUUCUUCUCCGGUUUCGUUCCCACUGAUGAUGGCACUGCUGACAAGGUGUUCCGGGUCACCGUCAACGACACUGAGCCCCUACCAUUCUACUCCUCUCAGGGUAAGGAGUGCCCUAAUGGCAUGGUCGGCAUCAUCAACCCCAGCGAGAACAAGACUCUGGACGACUACAAGAAGGAGGCCGCUAAGCUCAGUUCGGGUGUGAGCCCUGGCAGGGCGGUCUUUGGCGGCAGGCUGGUCGAUGAGGAUGAUGCGGACUCCGACGACAGCGACAGCAAGGACAGCGACGACAAGGACUCCUCAGAGAGCAAGGAUGGCGAUGACAAGGACAACGCCGCUGGUGCCCUCGGCGCUCCUCUGGCGGGUAUUUUGGCUGUCGGCCUUGCCCUCAUCAUGGCUUAA
Messenger RNA from Fusarium keratoplasticum, 618 nucleotides. RefSeq lists its product as uncharacterized. Lineage: Eukaryota; Fungi; Ascomycota; Sordariomycetes; Hypocreales; Nectriaceae. The coding region runs from base 1 to 618 and encodes 205 amino acids. The transcript has 2 exons. The record is from RefSeq and is a predicted model, not a curated record.